AUGAGUGUCGAUGCUAGACGUCAAUUGGUUACCGAGUUUAAUUUAUGUUCAAAUUGUUUACGAUCGGGCCAUAAUUCAAACAAUUGUUUAUCAAAGGUAAAUUGCUUCAUUUGUGCCUCUCGACAUAAUACGUUUUUACAUGUGGACGCAUCGUCAUGCGCCCCGACUACUAGUAGUACAUUGUUACAAAUUGACAACCCUGCUCCGAACUUGUCUAUGAGUGACAACAAAAGGGACAAGCCGAUUCAAGUCAAUGAUUCAAAUAUUGCUUUAACGAGUGCGGCGUUUCUAACGAGUGGGGUACAGUCAACAAAAAUUUUAGGUUCUGCAACAAUUCGAGUUCGUGACUCCUAUGGCUAUUUGCAUUAUGUAUGUGCACUCAUCGAUAGCGGUAGUAUGGAUUCAUUUAUAACUAGUUCCUGUGCUCAUAGGCUUGGAUUGCCUAUGCGUAGGUGUAAUAUGUCGGUAACUGGACUAGGCCAAAAUUCUGUACAAAAUAUAAAGGGCGUUACAUGCGGUUCCAUUAUACCUAAGUAUAGUAGUGAACCACAAUUUGAAUUGCCUUUAGUCGUUAUUAAAAAAAUUACAUCAAAUAUUCCUAUUGUUCCAUUACCAUCAGGCGUUCGAGAAAAAUUUAGUCAUUUAUGUUUAGCUAAUGAGAAUUUUGACAAACCAUGUAAAAUAGAUAUUCUGUUGGGUGUAGAAUGUUUCGAUCGUAUCUACGACGGAGGUCGUUAUACUCCAGGUCCUGAGUACCCGUGUGCGUUAUCAAGCGUGUUUGGAUGGGUCAUCACUGGUCAAUUACAACAUAGUGAGGUGCUGUCACCUAUAAAAGACAUGACGUCACUCUUAGUAUCGACCUGUCAGUUAGAUGAUGUCGUACAACGUUUUUGGGAGACCGAAGAACCUCCAUCAGUUCGUAUAAAGAUACCAGAAUAUGACAUAUGUGAACAACAGUAUAAGAAAUGUACCUAUCGAGAUACUAACGGUCGAUAUAUUGUGCCUAUAAUGUUAAAAGAGAAUUACUCUGAUUUAGGUAGUUCAAGUGAGCUUGCCUUAAACCGCUUUCUGAACUUAGAGAAACGUCUGUCACGUGAAUCGCAUUUAAAGUCCGAAUAUGUGGACUUCAUGCGCCAAUACGAAGAAAUGGGUCACAUGGUGCAACACAAAAAUGCAUCCUCUAAUAAUACGUAUCUCAUUCCUCACCACUGUGUGCUCAAACCAGAGAGCACAACUACUCGUUUACGUGUUGUAUUCGAUGCUAGUUGUCCUACGACAAACCGUAGAUCUUUAAAUGAUAUUGUCCAUGUAGGUCCGAAACUCCAAAUCGAUAUUGUCGACUUGAUUACUAAAUUUCGCCUGCACGUGGUUGUAUUUACUGCAGAUAUAUGUAAAAUGUAUCGACAGAUACUCAUUCGACCUGAAGAUAGGUCAUACCAACACAUAUUCUGGCGCAAAGAUCCUAACGACCCACUUAAAGAAUAUGAGUUGAAUACGGUGACGUAUGGUGUUAGUAGUUCACCUUAUCUGGCAAUAAGAACAUUGCGUCAAUUAGCUGAGGAUUAUGAGUCUCAGUUUCCUCUCGCUGCCCAAGUAGUGCGAGAAGAUACCUUCAUGGAUGACAUUACUACAGGAGCUGUCUCUAUAGAAGCUGCUAAAUUAUUAAAAGAUGAGCUAGUGGCUCUAUUGCAGCUAGGCAAAUUCGAACUGCGAAAAUGGAGCAGUAAUCAUUCAGAAGUCCUUUCUAACAUUCCAUUCGAGCAUUUACAAUCGACUAAAUUGUUCACUGAACCUAGUAGUGAACAUACAUUAAAAAUUUUAGGUAUUAAGUGGGAUCCGCUGACUGAUCAAUUUUCCUAUUCCUUUUCUAACGAUUUCAAGCUAGAGUACACAAAAAGAUCAAUCUUAUCAAUAAUAGCCAGAAUUUUUGAUCCACUUGGUUGGAUUUCUCCAGUUGUAUUUUGCGCAAAACUGUUGCUACAAGAGAUGUGGCGCUUAAAAUUAGCUUGGGAUGAACCAAUCCCACCUAAUCUUGCCAAGCAGUGGCACAUUCUUGCUGCAAAUUUAUCAGAUUUACGAUCAAUUAAGCUAUCACGUCUAGUACUUCCUUCUGGUCCAUCGGAGAUACAUCUUGUAGGAUUUUGUGAUGGUAGUUCCAAGGGCUACGGAUGUUGUGUGUAUUUAUGUGUAGUGACUCUGCAAGGUACCACAACUAAUUUACUUAUAGGGAAAUCUAAAGUCGCCCCCUUGAAACCCUUAACGACUAACAGGCUGGAGCUAUGCGCUGCUGUUUUGUUAGCACGAGUGUUAAAUCAUAUGUAUGAGCUAUUAAAAUCGAAAUUAAAUAUAAAAUCAGUUAGAGCAUUUACGGACAGCAGUACUGUCUUGUCUUGGCUGCGAACGGCACCUCAUCUUCUUAAAACUUUCGUAGCAAACAGAGUCGUCCAAAUUACUGAUUUGAUCAGUUCAGAAUUGUGGUUCCACGUUUCGACACAUGAUAACCUGGCAGAUUGUUGUAGCAGAGGUACCACAUGUGAUGUUCUCACUACUCACAAACUGUGGUGGACCGGUCCUCCUUGGCUCCAUCAAACACCUCUCAAUUGGCCUGUUCAAAAUGUGUUUAUACCAGAGCAAGAGUUACCGGAAUUAAAACCACUAGCAUCCGAUUGUUUUAUUAGUUCAAAUCGUCAUUUGAAUGAAAUGUAUAAAAUGUUUUUCGAAAAUCGUUCUGAUAUUGCUGAUGGCCUCGCUGUUAGACAUAUCAGCUGGGAGUUUAAUCCACCAAGCGCCCCUCAUUUCGGCGGGAUUUUCGAAAGUGGAAUUAAAUCUACAAAGUACCACUUAAAACGGAUAGCAGGCGCGCAGGUUUUGACAUUAGAAGAAAUGAUAACUAUAGUCACAAAAAUUGAAGCCAUUUUAAAUUCUAGACCUCUGUGUGCUCUUUCUUCUGACCCUGAUGAGGUUAAUGUGCUUACACCAGCUCACUUCCUCGUAGGUGGACCUCUAAUUGGUCUACCUGAAGUUCCACUAGAAGACAGCAAUGUAUGUGUACGCUCUCGUUGGCAAAUGCUUAAAAAAAUUACACAAGUGUUCUGGCGCACCUGGCAACGAGAUUAUUUACAUACACUCCAACAAAGAAAUAAAUGGUUAGAAAACCGAGGGAGUGUUAAUGUUAACGACUUAGUGAUUUUAGUUGAAUCAAAUUUGCCAACUUUAUCAUGGAAAUUGGCUAGAAUAGUGCAGGUGCAUCCAGGCCCUGAUAAUAUAGUUCGCGUAGUAUCAGUAAAAACUGCUAGCGGCAGUGUUUUUCGACGUCCUGUCGUAAAAAUUUGUCCUUUACCAAUGUAA
Galleria mellonella (greater wax moth) is the source of this 3348-nucleotide messenger RNA. RefSeq lists its product as uncharacterized. Gene Ontology annotation, molecular function: nucleic acid binding. Lineage: Eukaryota; Metazoa; Arthropoda; Insecta; Lepidoptera; Pyralidae. Bases 1 to 3348 code for a protein of 1115 amino acids. The record is from RefSeq and is a predicted model, not a curated record. The transcript is spliced from 2 exons.